Messenger RNA from Drosophila sechellia, 965 nucleotides. RefSeq names its product stomatin-like protein Mec2 (gene Mec2). Gene Ontology annotation, cellular component: plasma membrane. NCBI's taxonomy places the organism in Eukaryota, Metazoa, Arthropoda, Insecta, Diptera, Drosophilidae. The record is from RefSeq and is a predicted model, not a curated record.
GCCUUAGCGACGCUGGCCGCUGGCGACAGUUUCGCGUCCAUAGCUGACCGGAGAGCAACGAACGGAGGCCAGCCAGCACAGAACCAGCAAUGGAGCCGCACCAGGAUUCGCCCGUGUACGCCAACUACGAGGAUAUGCGCAACUCCGGCCCGACCAGCUCCACGGCCUACAUGGUCAACAUGGGCUCCGCCGGCUUGGCGCCCGAGCCGGCUCUUCGAGUGCCCGGCACCACUCAGCAGUACCGUGGAUUCAAAACUUCGGAGAACGAGCCCAAGGGCUGCAUGGAGUGGGUGGUCACCCUGUUCUCCGUGCUGAUCUUCAUCAUCACAUCGCCCAUCGCCAUCUUCAUAUGCUUCAAGGUGGUGGCGGAGUACGAGCGGGCGAUCAUCUUCCGGCUGGGCAGACUGAGCGGCGGAGCUCGUGGUCCCGGCAUGUUCUUCAUCCUGCCGUGCAUCGAUGAGUACCGCAAGGUGGACCUGCGCACGGUUACCUUCAAUGUGCCGCAGAAGGAGAUGCUGACGAAGGAUUCCGUGACGGUCACCGUGGACGCGGUGGUCUACUAUCAUCCCCUUUACGCGGUCAUCCAGGUCGAGGACUACAGCAUGUCCGCCACAGCGCUCAAGGAGGCCUCCGACGUCAUCUCCGCCAGUCCAUCGGCCUUGCAGCUGCGCUACUUGCAAACCCUGAGCAGUAUCUCCGCCGAGAAGAACUCCACCAUCAUCUUCCCUCUGCCCAUGGAGCUGCUGACUCCGUACCUGGCCAAGUACGCCCACUUGAUGGGACCGCCACCAGAACUUAAGCAAUCGCCGGAGAAGUCCGAUAACUUAGUUUUAGACGCACAUGCCGCUUGGCCAAAGACCAACCUAUGAUUUGAAUCUAAGGACUGCCAGAGUUUGAAAAUAUAAUGUCUUAUUGCUUUUUAAUAAACGUAAUCCACACGAGUUGGCAGCACCUGCUAUAGGAAA